AUGGGAUGUGCUGGAUCCUCACAAGCCAAAGCAGACGGGAGUGUGAAGAAAAUCCGGAAGCCAAAACCUUGGAAGCAUCCUCAGCCUAUUACAAAGUCUCAGCUGAUACAGAUGCGUGAUGAGUUUUGGGAUACUGCUCCUCACUAUGGUGGAAGGAAAGAGAUUUGGGAUGCACUUCGAGCUGCUGCUGAAGCUGAACUGUCCCUUGCGCAAGCAAUUGUGGACAGUGCUGGUGUCAUUGUGCAAAAUGCUGAUUUGACAAUAUGCUAUGAUGAAAGAGGUGCAAAAUAUGAACUACCGAAGUAUGUUUUGAGUGAGCCAACCAAUUUGAUCCGAGAAACUUAA
Messenger RNA from Dovyalis caffra, 345 nucleotides. The record is from the annotation of a GenBank genome assembly. NCBI's taxonomy places the organism in Eukaryota, Viridiplantae, Streptophyta, Magnoliopsida, Malpighiales, Salicaceae.